AACGAUAUUAAAAUGGGUGAUGUUAAGAAGGGCAAGAAGAUUUUUGUUCAGAAGUGUGCCCAGUGCCACACUGUAGAAAAGGGAGGCAAGCACAAGACUGGUCCAAACCUCUAUGGUCUCUUUGGGUGGAAGACAGGUCAGGCUCCUGGAUUCUCUUACACAGAUGCCAACAAGAACAAAGGCAUCACCUGGGGAGAGGAGACACUGAUGGAGUACCUGGAGAAUCCCAAGAAGUACGUACCUGGAACGAAGAUGAUCUUCGCUGGCAUUAAGAAGAAGGGAGAAAGGGAAGACUUGACAGCUUAUCUCAAAAAAGCUACUAAUGAGUAA
This is a messenger RNA of Phacochoerus africanus (Common warthog), 330 nucleotides long. Its product is annotated as cytochrome c-like. Lineage: Eukaryota; Metazoa; Chordata; Mammalia; Artiodactyla; Suidae. Gene Ontology annotation, molecular function: electron transfer activity; heme binding. Gene Ontology annotation, biological process: mitochondrial electron transport, cytochrome c to oxygen; mitochondrial electron transport, ubiquinol to cytochrome c. The transcript has a single exon. Gene Ontology annotation, cellular component: mitochondrial intermembrane space. The coding region runs from base 13 to 330 and encodes 105 amino acids. The record is from RefSeq and is a predicted model, not a curated record.